AUGUACUGGUUAAGACGCAGCUACGCUACAGAGGGAGAAAAGGUUGUUGUACUAGCAUUAACAGCUUGUCUCUUCUCGAGUGUAAUAGUUCUAACAGACACAAAGCAUACCCCAUCAAGGACUGACCUUGCGGACACUGAUGCUCGGACAAUGGGCCUGGAAAGAUCAGAAACUAAGUCACAAACAAAGAGGAAUACUCGGAGGAGGCAUAGACAUAAAAAUAGGAAACAACGCAAUAGAAUUCCACUACUAAAAGAAAUAGACCCAUCACUAAUCUCAAAUUUAGUUAGAUUUUCUCCAACUCGGCCGCAUUCACCGCCGUUCCCUUAUCCUGUAUCCUUCAUUGACGAAAAGGAAGAAUCUGUGCUAAAACUUGCCCUACAUAAAAAAGACGAUUUAAAUGAAAGGAGAAGUAACGUGACUGAUAUAGUUCAAGAACGACAAAGACGUUCUGUCACAAGUGCUGUAAAACGAAAAAAUAAAAAUAGAAAUAAACGAGAUCGACGAAAGAGAUCUAAACGGCGAGAUAUGAGUGUGCCGGUUUGUACAAGCUCAAGCCGGUGGGUGCAAAGAACGGACGCUGAAGAUAUGUGGGGCAAUUCAGUGAAAGUGGCUCAGCACAUACCAAGUGGUAAUUCCAUGAUUAACCAAUACUUCUACGAAACAUUCUGUAGGAGACAAGAGCCAGCACCUUGCUAUGGCAUCGAUAGUGAACGAUUUGACUCUCUCUGUGAAAACAAAUAUAUCUGGACAUACGCCAGAAUUAUAAACAGUUUUGGAGAGGAGGGGUGGAAUCUCAUAAAAAUACGAGGAUCGUGUAAUUGUGCCCUGUUUAGAAAGAAGGGCACUCGACGUGGGUUGUUAUCAUUGCUAUGAUGAAACCUCAUAUAUAUAUGUGCUUGUACUAAUGUUUGUAAAUUAUAACUGGUAUGCUCCAGGAUGACGUCACUAAUGUCGAUAUUUUACCGAUACUGAAAUUGAGAAUAAUUUUCGUACCGAGUUUCCAACAUGUAUAUAUAUAUCAAUGUAUUUAUUUAAUUUAUUUGUUAGUGGCAAACAUUACCAUAUGUCUAACUCUUUAACAUUCCAGACUUAUUCAUCAAGAUAUUCUUUGGACUAAAAAGUCAUCGACUAUUUGCAUUGCUAUCGCCUAUUUAUUCAACUGUUCAUCAAAAAUGUACCAAAAAGGAGUGAACCAUUUUUGUGGUCAAGUUUGUAUGUCUGUAAGUAGCAUUCCAGACUUUUUCUCUCCGAUAAUUCUAGGUUUAUCACGCCCUACUAACAUAGUCUCAAGUUUAGUAAUUAAUAAGGUUAUUUAGGGAUGGGCUUGGUUUCCUUUGUACUUCAUAUUCCCACCUUUCAAGAAGGUGCAAAAUAUAAAUAUUCUCAUACCAGGUGCUAUUGUAUAAGCUGUUUUCGAUAAGAUGUCUAUAUAAUAUGAUAUCUAAAUGUAUAUUAAACGCACCCUUGAACAUUUAGGCUAACGAUGUUUCAGUAUUUAUAUCUAGCGUAACCACG
Molecule: messenger RNA, 1518 nt
Organism: Owenia fusiformis
Lineage: Eukaryota; Metazoa; Annelida; Polychaeta; Sabellida; Oweniidae
Source: the annotation of a GenBank genome assembly